Messenger RNA from Cladocopium goreaui, 656 nucleotides. The record is from the annotation of a GenBank genome assembly. NCBI's taxonomy places the organism in Eukaryota, Dinophyceae, Suessiales, Symbiodiniaceae.
AUGCAAGGUUUGCAACUGUCGUACCCGCCGGCACAGUUCAACUUCCAGAUCACUUAUGGUGCGGAGUCGGUAGUGCCAAUUGAACGGCUGUUCCGUUUCUUCGCACUUGAAUCCCUGGUUUUGGACCCAGUGAGGACGCUUUUCCCUCUCCAAGUCCCUCGCGACCUUGAAGUCGAUGUGACACCAUCGCAGUGGCGCAAAUACAAGCCAGACUGGGAGUCGGCCUUCAACGAGGAUUACGAGUACAUUGUCUUCCUGCCAGAGGGCCUAUAUGCGCAAGUCUACACUCACAUGUCUCGAGCUUUUCCGGAUCACAUUGUCCAAUGCCACGGAGAUGGACGUGUGGCCAAGGUUGAUGUACGUGUCAAACCUAUGGCGUACUCAGAUAUGGCAGACGCCCUGUUUCAGAUGCAGUCAGAGCUUGACUCCCUCCAUGCCGAGGUUGCAAAGCUGCGUCGUUGUCAGGAACUUAUGUUCCACAAUUUAGCAGCGCUCACCAAAGAGUGGAUGGAAGUCAACCCGGACUUGGCUGAAUUGCUGCAUCCGAUGACUCCUCAGUCCUGGCUGGCACCGAGAUCGGAGGAAUACUGACGAGCGUCCAGGUCCAAUGCUACAGCCUUGACAUCUUGCUCAUCAUGGAGAGGUUUUUGGCCGAU